Molecule: messenger RNA, 2755 nt
Organism: Rhododendron vialii
Lineage: Eukaryota; Viridiplantae; Streptophyta; Magnoliopsida; Ericales; Ericaceae
Product: L-type lectin-domain containing receptor kinase SIT2-like
Exons: 1
Coding region: 218-2260 (680 amino acids)
Biological process (GO): protein phosphorylation
Cellular component (GO): plasma membrane
Molecular function (GO): carbohydrate binding; ATP binding; protein kinase activity
Source: RefSeq, a predicted model, not a curated record
GAUUGGAACCACAGUGAAGUUAUUAUCAUUCAGUCACAAAAUUAGGUUUCUUUAAUUAGCUGACCUGCUGCCCUCUAUGCAACGGUGUUGACUACCCAAAUGCCCGUUUUAACCCUUGGCAGGAGACCCUUAUGCAUAAUAACAAAGAAUAAUCUAUCUCCAACCAAAACUGACCAUCCAUUGCUGCAAGCAAGAAGCUCUUCCCGAAAUUUGGUAAAUGACUUCCACACUAGUAUCAGUUUAUUUUCUGAUACUUUUACAUGUUUGCUUGAUUCCCCUAGCCAUGGGUGUAGAUGAAAACCAAUUCGCGUACAAUGGCUUCAAUGGAGCCAAUAUUAGCCUUGAAGGGGUUGCAAAAAUCCAUUCCAAUGGUCUUUUGCAGCUAACCAAUUUUUCAAAGCAUCAAAUCGGUCGUGCUUUCUACCAGCAUCCUAUAGGAUUCAAUACAUCUUCGUCCACGUUACCCCAGGCUCUAUCAUUUUCCACCCAUUUUGUGUUUGCCAUUGUUCCUGAGAUAACAAAUGUGAGUGGUCAUGGAAUGGCCUUCGCCAUCUCACCAUCUACGGACUUCACCCAAGCCAUAGGAAACCAGUAUUUUGGGCUCCUCAAUUCUUCUAACAAUGGGCUCCCUUCCAACCAUCUGUUGGCAAUUGAGUUCGAUUCCCUUGUAAAUCCUGAAUUCCAUGAUACAAAUGAUAACCAUGUUGGAAUUGAUGUUAACAGCUUAGUAUCAAAUGUAUCUGCAACCGUCACAUAUUACUCCAACAGGAAACGGAUAAACCGGACCUUGGAACUUGUAAGUGGGAGUCCAAUGCAUGUUUGGAUUGAGUAUGAUGGGUUUGAGAAUGUACUCAAUGUAACACUAGCUCCUAUUACAAGUCCCAAACCGGAUCAGUCUCUCCUGUCAACACACAUCAAUCUUUCUUCAAUUCUGUUGGAUUCAAUGUAUGUUGGUUUCUCUGCUGCUACGGGUGCAAUUUCAGGGAACCACUAUAUUCUUGGUUGGAGCUUCAAUAAAAGUGGGAAAGCACAGGGCCUAGAAAUUUCAAAGCUUCCUUCACUUCCUCCACUUCCUCAUCAAAGAAAACCAAUACUGAAACCCGGUCUAGGAAUUACAAUGUCAGUAGCAACAGUGUUCAUUGGGCUGACUAUCGCAAUUGCAGGGACAUUUUACAUGUUGAGGAGGAAGAAUUAUGAAGAAAUACGUGAAGAUUGGGAAAGGGAAUAUGGCCCUCAUAGGUUUUCCUAUAAGGAUCUCUUCAAAGCUACUAGAGGUUUCAUAGAUGAAGAGCUUCUUGGAGCAGGAGGUUUCGGAAAGGUUUAUAGAGGAGUACUUCCCUCUUCGAAGGAACAAGUUGCAGUCAAGAAAGUCUCCCAUGAUUCAAAACAAGGGAUGAAGGAGUUUGUGGCUGAAAUUGCUAGCAUGGGAAGGCUAAGGCACAGGAACUUGGUGCAGCUCCUUGGCUAUAGCCGGCGGAAGGGAGAACUGCUCUUGGUCUAUGAUUAUAUGCCGAAUGGAAGCCUUGACAAGUUCCUAUUUAGCAAUGAAAAGCCAAUCCUCGUCUGGGAACAACGUUAUCGUAUCAUCAGAGGAGUAGCAUCCGCCCUUCUGUAUCUGCACGAAGAAUGGGACCAAGUUGUUCUUCACAGAGACUUGAAGGCUAGUAAUGUUCUAUUGGAUGCUGAUCUAAAUGGAAGGCUUGGGGAUUUCGGUCUUGCUAGAUUAUACGAUCACGGAGCAAACCCCGAAACUACCCAUGUGGUUGGGACAAUUGGGUACCUUGCACCAGAGCUUACUAGAACCGGAAAGGCAACCACAAGCACUGAUGUGUUUUCUUUCGGUGCAUUCAUACUUGAAGUAGCUUGUGGAAGGAGGCCCAUACAGCCACAACGGUCGCCUAAAGAGGUGAUUUUGGUCGAUUGGGUUUUUGAGAAUUGGAAAGAGGGAGCGAUUCUCGAGACAAGUGAUCCUAGAUUGGGAGGAGAUUAUUUGCAGGAGGAAAUGGAGUUUGUUUUGAAACUUGGCCUGCUUUGCUCAAAGUCUAAUGCAGCGACAAGACCUAGCAUGCGGCAAGUGAUGCAGUACUUUGAUGGAGAUGUCCUGUUGCCGGAGAUAAUUCAUGAUAGCACAAGUAUUGGUACAAAAAGUCUAGGUAAUGAAGCAUCUUCUGAGUGUGUCACGUCAUUGCCGUCAUCCAUUGUGAAGUCUUCUGCUCACUCGAUGUUUAGCACAGAGUCAAUAUUCAACAGCGGUCGGUAAAUUUGAAAGUUUUCGGUGCCUUGUAUAUGCUAGAUCUUGUUGUUUUUUUUUGGGAGGAAAGGCAAGGAGUGUUAGGAUGUUAGAAGAGUUGAACCUAGCACUAGAUGAACUUUGAACAAGCAUGAAACCACUUGGGCUAGCUCGCAAGUUAAAAGCUUGAAUGAGUGAGAUUAAAAAGAAGGAUAACUGCUAUUGUGUGAAGAAGACAUAAGUACUUCAAAUUCUGCUUAGGAAGAUAGUGAGUUGGAUAUUACAGAUAUUGGUAUAUACAGAAGCACGUGUAUGUUAAAUUCUACAGCUUCUGUAGCCCACUUUCUUUGAAUUUCAUGUACAGUAUCAUUAGCAAAUAUCGUCUUUUGAUAUACUCGUGUGUGACUGUGUUGCCUAAGUGUGCUCAUGUAGUCUAGUCUAGAUUUAUUGCCUUAGCUAUUAGAAGAUCCUGAAGGAUCACGUUCCUAUCUGUCAUUGUACUAUAAACUGGAUUAUUGAGUUUAA